This is a messenger RNA of Cajanus cajan (pigeon pea), 1146 nucleotides long. The record is from RefSeq and is a predicted model, not a curated record. NCBI's taxonomy places the organism in Eukaryota, Viridiplantae, Streptophyta, Magnoliopsida, Fabales, Fabaceae.
AUGGUGAGGCCACAGUAUGAUCAGAUAGUCAGGGCCAUGGAGAUGAUGGCCAUGGCGAUGCAGCAACAGACUGCACAUUUUGCUAGGGUGUAUGCUGAGAGAGCUGCAGCUGGUGCAACAGGAUCUACUGGGUCUCAUGCAAGCAGGGAUAUGGCUGAGUUCAAGAAGUGUAGUCCUCCUCAGUUUAGAGGUGAUGCAGAUCCAGAUGUGGCUGAUCACUGGAUUUGCGAGUUGGAGAAAAUAUUCUCAGUUUUAGGUUGUUCAGAGGAGCGGAAGCUUGCCUAUGCAGUGUAUAUGUUGACCGGAGAGGCAGAGUAUUGGUGGAGAGGUACUAGUCAAAUGAUGAUUGACCGUGGAGUGGUUGUGGACUGGGUGUGCUUCAAGAGGGUCUUCCUCGAGAAGUACUUCCCAGAGAGUGUUAGGCAUGCUCGGGAGGCAGAGUUUAUGAGAUUACAACAGGGGGGAAUGUUAGUAACCGAGUACGCCAUUAGAUUCGAGCAUUUGGCACGCUUCUACACCCAAGCCAUCUCUGAGGCUUGGAAGUGUAGGAAGUUUGCUGAAGAGAAGGCGAAGGUUGUGGAGCGGCUAGAGAGCGUCAGCAAGCCGGCGAAGGCUGUUGGUGGGCUAGCUGGGUCCAAGAGUGGUGGUGGUGCUCAGAGGAAACCUUAUGAUAGGCCCCAACCACAGCAAGGGGGGCCUGCCACAAGGAAACCUAUUGACACAGCUAGGAGUGGGGGUCAGAGUGGAGUUGCUACUAUCAGAUGUUACAGAUGCGGUGGACCUCACUUCAUCCGUGAUUGCCCUCAUACCGAGAGCAAGUGCUUUAGGUGUGGCCAGAUGGGUCACGUGUCGACUAGUUGUCCUGCAGGGAAUUGGUUUAUCCCUAAGGGGGAUGAUGAAUUGUUGAAGUCAUCCAGCCAAGCUGAAGUAGGAGCUGUGGGGGAAUUCUCGAAGGUGUUUUUGGAUGAAGUGUCUGGGUUACCUCCUAUUAGGGAGAUUAAGAUUAGCAUUGAUCUGGUCCCUAGUGUAGGACCAGUGUUGGUUGCUCCCUAUAGGAUGGCCCUAACGAAGUUGGUUGAAUUGAAGUGUCAGGUGGAAGAGUUGAAGAGAAAGAUUGACUACUUCUCCUAUGUUGGUGUUGCCUAA